CUCUUUUCUUUCCUCAACGCACUCCAGUGUCCCCAGUCAUUCUUUUUGCCUACCCCGGCGACACGUGUGGUAUAGAAUAAUAUCAUUCUUUUCACUCUCUUUUGUGCAUAUCCCACCGUCCACUCGUUCGAGAAAUCAGUCACAAUGAAGGCCUUCGCCUGCACCAUUGCCGCCAUGAUGGCGGGCGCUGCCAUGGCCGCUCCGGCCAUGCAGAUUCCUAACGCCGCCAACCUGCCCUCGAUCUCGGCUGUUCCCACUCCCAGUGUGCCAGCUUACUCCAGCUUGGCCACUCCUGCUGCGGCUCUCCCCGCUGAUGGCCGAAACACCGCCGGCGAGCUUGUCACUGGCGCUGGCAAGCCCGCUCAGAAGCUCUUGACCAUCGCCGGUCAGGACUCUCAGCACCUGCUCGUCCAGCUCAGCCCUGCAGUGUCCAACCUGGUCAGCGGUCUCGGACUUCCUGAGGUCGGUGUCCCUGUCGGUACCAUCAUUUCUACCGCCAGCUCCGCCGGUGAUCUCGCCAAGCACGUCGCUCCCGAGGUCAAGGGCCUCCUCACUGUCGCCGGCACUGAUGGAGGGUUCUACCUGGUUCAGCUUGCUCCUUCCGUCGCUAGUCUCCUCGAGGGUCUCGCUCUCCCUGGCGUUGGCGUUCCCGUCGGCUCUAUCGUCUCUACUGUUGGUGACCACGUCAAGCGCGCGGAAGGAAAGGUCGUCAGCGACGCGGGAAAUGCUGCUCAGGGUCUCCUGACAGUUACUGGCCAGGAUGCUAAGCAGCUUCUCAUCCAGCUCAGCCCUGAAGUUACUGCUCUCGUCUCUGGUCUCGGUCUUCCCGCUGUCGGUGUCCCCGUUGGUCAGAUCGUCGCCAGCGCUAGCUCCGUCGGUGACCUGCUGAAGGACCUCGCUCCCCAUGUUAACGGUGUCCUCCACGUCGUCAGCUACGACGGAGGCUUCCUUCUGAUGCAGCUCGCUCCCAGCGUUGCUGGUCUCCUCUCCGGUCUUGGUCUCCCUGCCCUCGGAGUCCCCAUCGGUUCCGUCGUCCAGACCGUCGGUGAGCACCUGUGAAUGUAAGUGGUCUUAUGCUCGAGUCUUUCUGCAAUAAGGUCCACCAGCUGACGAUUUAUGAAUCCAGACACACCAGGUAAAGACCGCCAGAUAGCAUUCCACGACCUCGACCUUCUCUUCACUGGAGAUAUUAUGUGAUGUUCCGAAUCCUUUGACGGCCCUGCCUCAAGGAUGGCUGCACUGUCGAUCAGCAUCAAUUCGACGGAGAUAUGUAUC
This is a messenger RNA of Paecilomyces variotii, 1275 nucleotides long. RefSeq lists its product as hypothetical. The record is from RefSeq and is a predicted model, not a curated record. NCBI's taxonomy places the organism in Eukaryota, Fungi, Ascomycota, Eurotiomycetes, Eurotiales, Thermoascaceae. The transcript has a single exon. Bases 145 to 1059 code for a protein of 304 amino acids.